AUGGCACCAGUUACAAGUUACAUGUUUCUCCUUGUCCUCAUUGGUCAUUGGCCCUUCGCGUUUGCUAAAUCCCGAAUGCAUGAUCCUGCUUCAACUUCACAGCAUACAGAAACAGGAUUUGGAUUCGUUAAGGAAUUAAACCUACACCCGAAACUAGAUGUUAACAUAUAUAAGCCAAACAUGUCUGAUUCCGGCAGCAUUACAAAUUCCAGAAUCGUUGAAAAACCGCUAAGACUUCCAGUUCUUGGUGACUCAAGUGCUUCUAUUCAAGAUCUUGCUCAUUUUGCUGGAUAUGUUCGAAUUAAUCACACUAUAGGCGCAAGGAUGUUUUACUACUUUUUUCAAUCAAGAAACAGCAAGGAUGAUCCUGUGGUUAUAUGGUUGACUGGAGGACCGGGUGGUAGCGGUGCAAUAGCGCUUUUUAAAGAAAACGGUCCGUUCCAUUUGACGAAGAAUUUGUCCCUAGUCUGGAAUGACUACGGUUGGGAUCAGGUUUCCAACAUCAUAUACAUUGACCAACCUAUUGGAACCGGUUUCAGUUACAGUACUAGUGAACAAGACAUUCGACAUGAUGAAAAGGGCGUGAGUGAUGAUCUUUAUGACUUCUUGCAGGGAUUCUUCGAGCUACACCCUGAAUAUGUGAAAAACGACCUCUAUAUAACCGGAGAAUCAUACGGAGGGCACUACAUUCCAGCUUUUGCUGCGCGUAUAAACCAGGGGAACAUGAACAAAGAUGGCGUUCGUAUAAACUUGAAGGGAUUUGCAAUUGGCAAUGGACUCACUGAAGCAGGAAUUCAGUUCAAGUCAUGUCCUGAUUUUGCUCUUCUGAAUAAUUUAAUCACCUGGGAAGAUUACGUCAGAAUAAUUCAGAUGGUCCCAGAGUGCGAAAACGCAGCAAAGAAAUGUGGGACUAAUGGCCAUAACAGCUGCCUUGAAGCCCAGCAUAUAUGCAGUCAGAUUCAUAAACAGAUUUUGAGCAUCAGCCAUAUAUGUGGUUAUGAUAUUAGGAUUAGGAGGCAACAAUGUUAUAACAACUCCGAAAUCGAAGAGUUCUUGAACAUGGCAUCAGUGAAAAAAGCAUUAGGGGUACCAGGGGAUAUCGAUUUUGUGUCGAUUAGUAGUGUGGUGUAUAAUGCACUGAUGGAAGACAUCAUGAGAAACCUUGAAGUUGGCCUUCCGGAGCUUUUGGAAGAUGGUUUUAAGAUGCUUGUAUAUGUCGGAGAAUAUGAUUAUUUUUGUAACUGGAUUGGGAACUAUAGAUGGGUUGAGGCCAUGAAAUGGUCCGGUCGAAAAGAAUUUGAAGAAUCAACGAUUGUCAAAUUUGAAGUAGAUGGCAAAGAAGCGGGAGAGUUAAAGAACCAUGGUCCACUCACUUUCCUUACGGUGCAUGAUGCUGGACAUAUGGUUCCGAUGGAUCAACCAAAGGCUUCAUUGCAGAUGCUAAAGAUGUGGAUGGAUGGAACACUUAACUAAAAGAGACUGUUUUCUAUGUGUAAUUGACAGAUCAACAUAAAGCAUUAUGAAUAUAUAAUAAACAUAUAAUCUUAUA
Helianthus annuus (common sunflower) is the source of this 1549-nucleotide messenger RNA. Its product is annotated as serine carboxypeptidase-like. Gene Ontology annotation, molecular function: serine-type carboxypeptidase activity. The record is from RefSeq and is a predicted model, not a curated record. Bases 1 to 1473 code for a protein of 490 amino acids. Gene Ontology annotation, biological process: proteolysis. Gene Ontology annotation, cellular component: vacuole. NCBI's taxonomy places the organism in Eukaryota, Viridiplantae, Streptophyta, Magnoliopsida, Asterales, Asteraceae. The transcript has 9 exons.